CACUGGUGGUGGUGGUCUCCCUCACUUGACUCCUCAGCUACCACCCCCGUCUCCCCCCUCCAUGUGGGCGGCCUCGAGCUCUGCUUAAAUCACAGCUGUGUUCGUUUGUUGGGUGAUCCGCCCCCCUGUCGGAUUCUUUCACCUCCGAGCUCUGGGACAGGGAGAUCUGUGGUGUCGCAGCCUCGCCUUUGUUGUACGCGCGCGUGUGGGCACUCAGCAGUGAGCUCCCGUCUUCCCCAGCCUCAUCCCCCCCCCCCCCCCCCCCCCCCCCCCCCCCCCCCCCCCCCCCCUCUUUCUUGCUGGAUCUGGCUCGCAAGAUCCGACCUUUCGUGCCUACCUUGGCUAAAGUUUCUCGCUUGGUUGGCUCGUGUUGACUGCUGAGAGGAUGCAGCACGACCAGAAGAAGAAGGCACCUUCAGAAAUGGAUUUUUUCACAGAGUACGGCGAGGGGAGCAGGUACAAGAUAGAAGAGGUCAUAGGGAAAGGCAGUUACGGUGUGGUUUGCUCUGCCUUGGACACUCAUACUGGUGAAAAGGUCGCCAUAAAGAAGAUAAAUGACAUCUUUGAGCAUGUGUCUGAUGCGACAAGGAUACUUCGGGAAAUCAAGUUGCUUAGACUCCUGCGGCAUCCGGAUAUCGUGGAAAUAAAGCAUAUUCUACUUCCUCCAUCAAGGAGGGAAUUCAGGGAUAUUUACGUUGUGUUUGAACUUAUGGAGUCUGAUUUGCACCAAGUUAUAAAGGCUAAUGAUGACUUGACCCCAGAGCAUUAUCAGUUCUUCUUGUAUCAGUUGCUUCGAGGUUUGAAAUACAUACACACAGCAAAUGUAUUCCAUCGAGAUCUCAAACCAAAAAAUAUUCUGGCAAAUGCUGAUUGUAAGCUCAAAAUAUGUGAUUUUGGCCUAGCAAGAGUAGCUUUCAGUGAUACUCCAACCGCGAUCUUUUGGACAGAUUAUGUUGCAACUAGGUGGUACCGAGCACCGGAGCUGUGUGGAUCAUUUUUCUCAAAGUAUACACCAGCGAUAGAUAUAUGGAGUAUUGGUUGUAUAUUUGCGGAACUAUUAACUGGAAAACCGCUUUUCCCGGGGAAAAAUGUGGUACAUCAACUUGAUAUAAUUACAGAUCUCAUGGGAACACCUUCUCCAGAAGCAAUAUCGAGGAUUCGUAAUGAGAAGGCCAGGCGCUACUUGAGUAAUAUGAGGCGGAAAAAGCCCAUACCUUUUACACAGAAGUUCCCAAAUGCAGAUCCACUUGCAUUAGGUUUGUUAGAGCGAAUGCUAGCUUUUGAGCCAAAAGACAGGCCAAGUGCUGAAGAGGCUCUUGCUCAUCCUUAUUUUAAGAAUAUAGCCAAUGUGGAUAGAGAGCCUUCUGCACAAGCUGUCACAAAGCUCGAAUUUGAGUUCGAGAGACGGAGAGUCACUAAAGAUGACAUAAGGGAACUUAUAUAUAGAGAAAUUCUUGAGUAUCAUCCAAAGAUGUUGAAAGAAUUUAUUGAGGGAACUGAGUCAAGUGGUUUCAUGUACCCAAGUGCAGUAGAUAAUUUUAAAAAGCAGUUUGCAUACCUUGAGGAACAUUAUGCCAAGGGAUCUACGGGAACUCCACCUGAGAGGCAACAUAACUCAUUGCCACGGCCUUCUGUUGUCUAUUCAGACAACCAAUCACAAAGCACGGCCAAUAUAACAGAGGAUCUUUCCAAGUGUAUAAUCAGAGAAAAUGCACAGAAGUCACAGCAAUAUAAUGCUUCAGUUGCAAAUAAAUUUCCAUCCCAUGUUCCUCAAGGUGCUGCUGCAAGGCCUGGUAAAGCAGUUGGUUCGGUGCUGCAGUACAACCUCUCUCAAGCAUCUGCUGCUGAGCAAUAUGAGCAGCGAAGGGUUGCUAGGCACCCAGCAGUUGCCCCAAACAACAUCCCUUCUGGAAGCUCAUACCCCAGAAGAAAUCAGACCUGCAAGAGCGAGACAGGCGACACUGAGAGGAUGGACGUGAACCAAGCUGGGCAGCCGAAGUCCUAUGCAGCAAACAAACUACCUGCAACUGUUGAUGGUCGCGGCGGCCAUUGGUAGAUCUCCGCGUUGUGUAACACGUUAUCAGCAUCUGUUACUUGUGCUAAGCGCUACAUUAUUCUGACAAAUUCAGAAAUGUAGUUCUGUACAGAUCCGUAUUCUUUCCCCGGAUUCCUAAGUACUGUAGAACGGUGCUCGAAAUCGCUGGGUUUCCACCUCCUGUCGCUAUUCAUUCACUGAAAGAUCUGCUGGCUGGUGGAGAUUUGUCAGACUGAAGUAUACUGGAAGCUCACUGGCAGCAGCGGGAACUCAAGCAAGCAGAGUUCUUGACUGACGUUGUCAUUUGUUCUUCAGCCUGGUAGGUCUAACGAGCUGAAUACUGUUAGUUCCUGUGAAUCAUCUACACGUCAGGUGCAGAAUUCUGUUGAGCUAGCUAGGAGGUGCAAGCAUGUUGUACGCUGAAUAUCAAAGUCAUUGAUCCUUUACUCAUGUUAUCUUGGUUAAACGUGAGAUAUAUGCUA
Molecule: messenger RNA, 2517 nt
Organism: Zea mays
Lineage: Eukaryota; Viridiplantae; Streptophyta; Magnoliopsida; Poales; Poaceae
Product: mitogen-activated protein kinase 14
Exons: 10
Coding region: 386-2056 (556 amino acids)
Biological process (GO): protein phosphorylation
Molecular function (GO): MAP kinase activity; ATP binding
Source: RefSeq, a predicted model, not a curated record